UAGCCACUGCUACGAUCUAAAGUUUAGAACAAAAUUAGCCAUUCGUGCAACAAGGGCUAUAUUGCUGAUUAGAUUUCACUAUAGGCAACUUGCAUGUUAAGUACUUACAGUAAUUAAAUCUCUAUUUUAAACGUUUCGACUUCUGAUAAGAUUAAAAUGAAGUGUAUAUAAAGGUGAUUAAUAUUGUAUAAAAAUUAAAGAAGAUUGUCAAAACAGUAAAGAAUAAAUUUUUUAGAGAAACAAAACGAGUUUUAAAAUAAUUAUUACAAAUAUAUAUUUAACAAAAUCUAACAUCUAUGAGUCACUAAUUAAAAGCAGUCGACUUUACGGAGCAGAAACUUGAAGAAUAACCGAGAACAACAUAAAAAAUUAGAAGCUGUAGAAAUGGAUGUGUUUAAAAGAUCGUUAGGUAUAUCCCGCAGGGAAAGAGUUCGAAAUAAGGAAGAAAUACGAAGAAUUGGAAUAGAUGGUUACUUAACAACAGACAUUGAGAGGAAACAGUUGAUUUGGUAUGGUCAUGUUCAAAGAAUAGAAGACACAAGACUACCCAAGAAGAUUAUGCAGUGGGUACCACCAAACCGCAAAAAACGAGGAAGACCCAAAAAGACAUGGAAAGAAGGGGUAACUAAAGCAAUGAGUACAAGAGAUCUUAGAGACGGCCAAUGGGAUGAUAGAAGGACGUGGAAGUUAGGCAUCGGACAACGUCGAAGGACGUUCUAA
Messenger RNA from Diabrotica balteata, 720 nucleotides. The record is from the annotation of a GenBank genome assembly. NCBI's taxonomy places the organism in Eukaryota, Metazoa, Arthropoda, Insecta, Coleoptera, Chrysomelidae.